This is a messenger RNA of Trypanosoma theileri, 2502 nucleotides long. RefSeq names its product putative elongation factor G2-like protein. The record is from RefSeq and is a predicted model, not a curated record. NCBI's taxonomy places the organism in Eukaryota, Euglenozoa, Kinetoplastea, Trypanosomatida, Trypanosomatidae. Gene Ontology annotation, biological process: ribosome disassembly; mitochondrial translation. Bases 1 to 2502 code for a protein of 833 amino acids. Gene Ontology annotation, cellular component: mitochondrion. Gene Ontology annotation, molecular function: GTP binding; GTPase activity. The transcript has a single exon.
AUGCUUCGACAGUAUGUUGCAUUACAUUGGCAGCGGAAAGUCCCUCUCUGGCAUUGCACCACAAGAGUAAUAGUGCGGCAGUUAACAUGCUCUUCAUCACUAUACUCUUCACACACAACAGCAACAACAACAACAAAAACAAAAACAACAAUGAAUUCAUUUGAUGGAAAGGGAGAGGCAUUAGAGGCAUCUAUUGCACGUAUGCGGAAUAUUGGUGUAGUAGCCCAUAUUGAUGCUGGCAAGACCACCACCACGGAGCGUAUGCUUUUCUACGCUGGUGUUGUUAAACGUAUUGGGGAUGUUGACAGUGGGACCACCACCACAGACUUCAUGAAGGAGGAAAUGGAUCGCGGCAUUACGAUUCAAUCCGCGGCUGUAUCUCUACACUGGCGGGGGCACGCCAUUCAUCUCAUCGACACUCCCGGCCACGUGGACUUUACGGUGGAGGUGGAGCGGGCCAUGCGGGUGGUGGACGGCGUGGUGGCCCUCUUCGAUGCCUCCGCCGGGGUUCAGGCGCAGAGCCACACCGUACUGCGUCAAAGCCGAAAGUUUGGCACGCCCGUUAUUGGAUUCUUAAAUAAAAUGGAUAAAUACAACGCCAACUUUCAAAAGUCUGUGGAAUCGAUUCGCACCAAGUUGGAGGUAGAGCCACUACUCCUGCAACUUCCCCUCACCGCAGAAGACGGUGGCUUUGAAGGGGUAGUGGAUGUAGUGGAGAUGCGAACAUGUCGUUUCAACGGUAAACACGGGGCAGAGAUGGAAGUGAGAGAUUUGCGUUUGACUAAUUGUGAACCUGAUCACAUUAUAAAAGCCGCUCUUAACGCACGGCAUACACUCUUUUCUACAUUAACAAAACUCGAUGACACUCUGUCGGAUGCGGUGAUUGCCGCACUGGAUGAGGCAGACGGGGAUGAGGAAAAGGCGGAGAGUCUCAUCUCAUGUGAUGUACUUCGUGCAGCUAUUCGUCGACAAACACUACGGCAAGAUGUUGAAAGACCUCUUAUGCCAGUACUAUGUGGAGCCUCUAGACGAGAUCAAGGUGUACAACCCUUAUUAGAUGCUAUUACAUAUUAUUUACCAUCUCCUGUAGAUCGACCACUAACAGGUUAUACACGUGAGAAGGAGAUUGUUCCACUUCCAUCAGCUUCAGCUAUUCAUCAUGUUCCCUUAUUAGCAUUAGCAUUUAAAGUAACACAUGCUACAGGUCCAAAAGGAAAACGUCAACCUUUGGUAUUUUUCCGAAUAUAUAGUGGUAAGUUAACUCCAAAAAUGACACUUGUAAAUAAUACCAAUAAUCGUCAUGAAACUAUUGAAAAAUUAUAUGUUAUGCAUGCAAAUCACCAAGUAGAGGUUCCACAACUUGUAGCAGGAGAAAUUGGAGCAGCUUUUAUGCAGCAUACAAAAACAGGUGCUACCCUUUUUCAUUCACCGAAGCAUGUACAGUUUAAUACAAAAGAUGCUUCUAAAGAAGUUUUUACACUUGAAGGUAUUGAUGCUCCACCACCUGUAAUUUCUUUUUCUAUUGAAGCGGCAACAAAACAACAAAUUCCUUUUCUGGAAAAUGCUUUAGAGGAAUUAAGUUUUGAAGACCCAAGUUUAUGUGUUCACAAGAAUGAUUUUGGACAAAUGGUGAUAAGUGGAAUGGGGGAACUUCAUCUUGAAAUUGUCAUGUCAAGAUUAGAGCAUGAAUAUCAACUUAAAUGUCGUCUAUUACGUGCUAUCAUAGAGUAUCGUGAAGUCAUUAAGGAAUCUGUAGAAUUAUCCCAAAAAGUAGGGACCUAUAAUGAACUCCCUUAUAUAGAGUGUUCACUUUUGCUGCGACCUCUACUAGAGGCGGAUGACUCCUGUACACCGAGUCAAAAAUGCUGCUUUAUCGUAGAUCCCGAUUUUGCCUCUCAGUUUCUUUCUAAUGCAACUUCAUCAUUAUCAUCUUCACAACACCAACACGGUGAUCGCCGUCGCCGUACGGAGGAUUAUCACCGCAACGCCAAAGAAGAACUUCGACUUCUCACAGAAGUAUUUAGUAGCGCUGUUGCCGACUGCUCUCAUCUCGGACCACUCGCGGGUCUUCCUCUACAUGGUGUACAAGUCAUACUGACAGGACUUCGAAAACUUAGUAGUACACAAUUAACAGAACGACCAUUGGCACAAGCAGCUCGUUCACUUGUAUUGGAGUUAUUACGUUCUGUGCCCAAAUCCCACCUUGCCGCACUUGAGCCAAUGAUGGAAGUGGAGGUUCAUUUGACAGAGCCAACUUAUAUUGGACCACUCGUAAGCUCAUUAAAUGAACGUAAGGCUGUUACAGUAGAUAUUCAAGAAGAUGGAAGAUCAGUGAAGGCAAUUGUUCCUAUGCGGAACAUUGUUCGAUAUACGAUGGAACUUCGAAAAACCGUUAAGGGACAUGCUAACCUUUAUACACGCCUGCAUCAUUAUCGUGUAAUUGAAGAUAAGGCUGUUUUCUCUCGAAUUAUGAAGAAUUUGGGCAUCUACGAAGAUAAUUGA